AUCUACUUACAAAGUUUCUGAAUAUUUGGAAAUCGAUAAAAACUUGCUGCCCCCUUAUUUUACAAUAAUAUAUUCAUAGAAUUUAGAAGUGACAAACCAAAUGAAAAUAAAGCUUAUACAGGGAAAAAUCAAGUUCUUUUAGGAACACAGUGUUCCUAAAAGUGGAACAUUUCCGAACACUCGAUGAUAUUCAAACUUAUUCAAAUUUAAGGUAUCUGUUAUGUGUAGCGUCAGUAGUCAUUCAAUAUUUUAUUUUUAUAAGAAUUUAUAAUUUAUCAUCAGUUCUAUGAAUUUUGUGACAAAUGGAAAAUAAGGAUCUUUCAAAUGAACUACAAUCAUUAGAAGAACUGCACAGCAUAUUGCAACAAUAUUACAGAUUGUUACAAUUAAUGAGAGCUGAUCUGGAAAAAAUAAUGAGCAACUUCACCACGUUAAACGGCCUGGAGAAUAAAAAAAAUAGCCAAACAAAAAUGAUUCUUCAAUAACAGAUGUACGUACCUAAAAUAUAUUUAAACUUUUAUUGUGUACGAAUCUAAUUAUAAUUAUAAAAUGGCAACUGACAUUGAUAAAAAUGAGAAAGAAUUAUCAAAUGAUCCAUUGCUUGGAAGCUCUUCAUCUUUGUUACGAAGAAAAUCCAUGUUGUUGCGAAAUGUAUCUGUUUUAUCAGAAAAUAAUGAUGAAGAAGAACGUUUGGCUAGACGCCUUGAUAUUAAUGUGGUAACAAAAACAUCUACAAAUGAUAAAAGACGAUCUUUAGGGCUUAGUUUCUUAACACAUAUGUCACCACCAGAAAUAUCUAAUCGCAUAACAGAAUGUAUAAAACUCAGUACCGAAAAUAAGAUUAAUAUCAAAAAUGCAUUUAAUCUUGAAAUGAUUGAUUUUAUGACGUAUAUGAUUAAGAAGAAAGACGAUAAUAUGUGCAAUUUACAAGUGGCUAGUACAUCCUUAGAUGUAAGUACUAAAAUCUAUGGGUAUCGUGUAGACGGUGUACAUACUGAAAUAUUGAAAUUAAUUGGUGGAUUAGACAAACAAGAAGAUGAUGCUGGAUCAAAUGAUAAUCAGGAGAAUGAUUCAAUUGAUCCAGAACAUCAAUUAAAGGGUUCAAAAAAUCAAAAAAAGCAGAAGAAAAAAAGUAAGAAACAAAUUUUAAGUUCUGUUGAAAGCCUAAAGGGAAGUAUUGAAAUAUUGAAACCUACACCAUGGUUGAUGGGAGAUGAUGAUACGCAAACUGCAGACACUUUGUAUCAAGUAGCUUUGCCAAAUCAUGCAAAUUCUAGAUUUAAUUUACAUUUAUACAAUGACGUUAUUGUUGAUGCUGUAGAAAAUACAAAAGACAUUAAAAAAGAUGAAGCAACUGUUAUAAAAGUAAAUGUAUCUGGAUUAAUAAUAUGUCCACCAAUGGAAGAAUUUGAAUUUCUUAAUUGGAUUGAUGACAAUGAAAAAGAAGAAAAUGAAAUCCAAGAGAAUAGAGAGACCGAAAAUAAGUUUCAGUUCGAUUUGGAUGCCAGUUUACCAUCUGAAGAUGAAGUAAUUCAAACUAGCAUAAAUCUUCUUGAUAUCGACGACGAUGAAGAGAAUGUAGAAAAACAUGUUCAAAAAGAAGUAGAAAAGAUCGUAGAUUUUCGUAAAGUGGUAACUAACACUGAAUUAACAAAAACAUCUGAAUAUUCUUUUAUUCAUAGAAAUAUGAAUAUUCAUUGGGCUGGUCCAUCUCAUUGGAAGAUAAAUAACUUUAAAAAACCUGUCACAGGAAGCAAAAUUAUAGAAGCAUGUCCUCAAGGACAGGGUAGAAAGAAAAAAGAAAUAGAGUUAUGUUAUGAUGAUGAUGCAAAGAAAGCUGUAAUGCCAAAAUUUGUAUUGAAUCGCUCGGGAAGAAUAGAGAUCAGAUCCACUGAAAGUGAAUGGCAAGAAGCAAUGGUUACAUUACCAAGAGAUGUUCAUUACAAAAUUGCAAGUACUGCUAAGUUGUAUCUUCAUGAAUUAAUAACCAUAAGUUCAGAAAACAAAGAUAAUUUGGACACUACUCAAGUAUUUGACAACAUUGACAUUUAUAAUUAUGACAAUGAAAAUGAUACAUCAAAUUACUGUCCCAAUGUUCCAGUUGAAGAUUAUGAAGUAAAUGAAAACAACGUUGACAGCGAUACCGUUAACGAGAAUUUCGCAGGAGAUAAUUUGGUUGCUAUUCCCAAAUUAACAAAUAAAAUAUCUAUUGCAUAUAGUGUUCGUGCAAAGAAAGUUGAUAUGCGACAAUUAAAGAAGUCUAUUUGGAAAUGCCUGAUUUCAUCUAAUGAUACAGAAACUAUAAACAUAAAGGAAAUGGUGGAACAAGAAACUGCAAAUACGAUAAAAGAAGACAAACCUUUUAGUCAAGUUUAUAAAGAAUUGCCAAAUUUAUUAAUAAAGACCAAUGUAGAUGCAUUGAGUUUUCCUAUUUCCUUUGUAUCCUUGUUACAUUUAGCAAAUGAAAAAACUUUAAGUAUACAAUCUCUUCCAGAUAUGUCUGACAUCAUUGUAGCUGCAAAUUAAAUCUAUCAAAAUUGUAAUUAUAGAAAAUUGUAAAAUAAAUACUUGUAAUAUAAUAAAAAAAUAUUUCAUACAU
This is a messenger RNA of Nomia melanderi (Alkali bee), 2599 nucleotides long. Its product is annotated as condensin complex subunit 2. Gene Ontology annotation, cellular component: condensin complex. Lineage: Eukaryota; Metazoa; Arthropoda; Insecta; Hymenoptera; Halictidae. Gene Ontology annotation, biological process: mitotic chromosome condensation. The record is from RefSeq and is a predicted model, not a curated record. Gene Ontology annotation, molecular function: chromatin binding.